Messenger RNA from Aspergillus melleus, 4257 nucleotides. RefSeq names its product putative GPI-anchored cell surface glycoprotein. NCBI's taxonomy places the organism in Eukaryota, Fungi, Ascomycota, Eurotiomycetes, Eurotiales, Aspergillaceae. The transcript has a single exon. The coding region runs from base 570 to 3638 and encodes 1022 amino acids. The record is from RefSeq and is a predicted model, not a curated record.
CUUCUCUUUCGCCUCGAUUCCACGCAGCGCUUGUUCUGAUCCAAUGUUCCCCGCAAUUGGUUCCCCCCAACACAUCAUAUAAUCUGCAUGGACUGUGCAAGCAAGGGCUAACGUGCUUCGUCUGUCGGCGCACCGUUCAGGUUCCUGCUUCAUUACAUCGCCAGAGAUGAAGUCGCUCUGUUCGAACGAGGAACGGGCGGCGUCCCCGAAGUCCGCACCACAAUUGACGCUUACGAGGAGGUCUCGCCCCUGUACGGUUUUCUACAGUAUCGUCGCCGGAAGGUAGUAUUAAGCUAUCUGCCCGAGGGCCUGUCUCGACUCGUCCAAGGUAUGCUUCUGCUUGGGUUGUCUCUUCCUUCGUGCUCAGCUGACGCGAUCUGCCUCCGCGCGCAGCUCGUACCACCGUCCAGUUCCAGUCCAUUCUGGAUAAAUUCUCGCCUCACGAUACCGUCUUCACCCUGGCGCAAUCCUCCCAACUCACCGAGAGCGCCUUGUCGUCCGCAUGUCUGCUUCACACUGCUUCAGGUUCUAUCACCUCCUCCUCGAGCUCACUCCGCCGUCGCAGGCUGAUGGAGAUCGCGGAAGAUGCAGAAGAAACCAGCGUUACUCGGGAUGCGGAGCCGGCGCAGUCGCCCGUCGGCAACACCCGACAGAGAUCUUUCAGUCAAUUGUCGGAUGCCACGAUCGUGGCCCCUCCCGCGCCCUCGGACGCGCAGCCUCCUCCUGUCCAGAGUGAUCCGCCUCCACCUCCCGCCGCGGCCGUUGUCACGAACCCCGAAACCCCUGCGAAUGACGUUGCGCAGCCCGCCGCGUCCGUCGAACGGGGUGUCGAUGUCGAACGGGCGUCCUCGCGCGCAUCCUCGCUGAGGAAUUUCCGCGAGGAUCUGCCCCAUCCCCUGACGCCUUCUGAAUCACGAAAAUCCACUCAGUCCGCCAGGCCGUCGUUACGAGACCUGGAGCGGACCGGUACCUACCCCCAAAAGGUCAAACGUGGCCCUCGCCCUUCGGUGGGCGUGAACGGGCGACCGCGCACGGCAGGGAAUUUGUCUCGAAGCAUCGAACAGCAGCGGCCGGUCGCCUCUUUGCCCGCCGGCAUUCGAUCGUCGUCGCUGCGGAAGACCAGCCCGCCCACCGCGCGGCCCCGGUCGCAAGGCAACACCACCGCCGCCGCCACCCCCGGCAAACAGGCCCCUCCCGUUCCUCCGUUACUCGUCCCUCCGCUUUCGACGCCCAUCUCCCGACCCAAACUGUCUCCCGGAGCCAAAUCCUUGAGUGCUCUCUCGUCAGGAACCUCACAGGAGAGGGAAAGGCUCAUGAAGGCAUUGCAGCUUCGCAGGACGCAAUUAGAAAAGAAGGCGCAAGGAGCGGAUAAUACCAAGCUCCCCAAGACCGCGGACGGCGGAAGGCAGCAACGGCAGAAGGAGCAGCCGACGACGAGUCCCGGUGAAGAAAACAAGGAGAAUCAAGAGGGCAGUACGAAUGGCGAUGACACGCAUGAAGAAAAGCCGGCUGUGAUCGAGCCAAGCAGAUCUCUUACCCCUUUGGCGGAACCUCGGCCAGCCCCUAUUCUUGCUGCGGAGCCGAUGGAGCAAUCCCCUGGGGCGGAGACGGCCCCCUUAUUCUUAAGGCAGCCCACCCCCGAGCCAGCGCCGACGGAAAUAAAGGAGAGCGUCUCCCAGGAGGCCGACGAGGAUCCGUCCGACGAGCAGGUAUCUACUACUGUCACUCCUACUCCUACCUCUCCGACGCAACCCUCCACCGACCGUAGCCAAAUCUCGGCGAAGGAGUCGUCUCCAGAAGCACAGACUACUCUCCGCCAACCUGAAACAGACGCUGGCCAAGCUGACCCGGCUCUGCUUGAUGCUAAAAGUGGCCCCGGCUCGCCUAGCGCCGUCGUCGACGUCCCACCAGAGCCCGAAUCCCUGAAGGCUCCAGAAGAAGUUAUUACACCUUCCCCACCAGCCGAAAACCCUGUCAUUUCCGGUGCGCUGGUCGACGACGCGACAGGGGAUUCGACUGCAUCACCGAUCCCACCCCAGUCCCUCCCUUUGCCGACCUCGCCGUCGCCCUCGCCGCCCCCUGGUUCGUCGCGGCCACCCUCCAUCCCUGAAAUUCCCCCGACCGUCAUCGCAUCGGAGACCCCCGAGCCGCAGCAUGACCUAACCGCAGCAGCCCCUGAACCCCCCAUCGCGCAACAAAAAGAAACCAUCCACCGGAAGGACAAACGGAAGCCUCACCUCGAACCUAUCCAGGUUCCGACCCCCGAUUACUCGGAUGACGACAACUUCUCGGAUGAUUCGUUCAUGGAAGAACUGAAGAGCGCCACAGUGGAAGAAGCCAAGCCGAUCUCCGUCGGCAAAUCCCCGCUGUCGCCGGGAUAUUCGAACAACGGGAACGAGCGGACGAGUCCGGACGCCUGGAGGAACUCUCGCGCCGUCUCCAACCCCAGUGCUAUCGGUGGCCAAUCUCCCAACAACUUACAGGCGCUGGCCGUCGGUCGAUCGGUGUCGACCUCGUACGCGGAGAUGGACAGCGCUACGAACCCCGUCCUGGUCGCCAAGAAGAUCAAUGUGUCUUCGGGCAUCUCCAAACGCAUCAAGGCGCUGGAGAAGUUCUCCGGCAAUCGCGACGCCCCGUCACAUUCCGCCCCGAACCUGGCCGUCCCGUCUACGUCGACUUCUUUCGAGACGCUUCGCAAGCGGGCGUCAGUGUCCGUGGGCGGCCACUCGGACGCGCUCUCCCGUCAUGCAUCGUAUUCACCCGAACCCUUCUCGCGGGCAUCGAGCCUCCGUCGUCGUGACUCGAGUGCCAGUGCUCCACGAACCACCAACUCCGUCUCCGUCACCGCCCGCAUUGUACGCGACUCGUCGCCGGCCGAGACGAAUGGGACCCCCACAGAGUCGGGCGUCCUUAAUCUCCAGCCCAGUCAGUUGACCGUCGAGCACGAGCCUGCCGAUCCAUCGCCUGCGACGUCUAGCCCGCCCCCCGAGUCGGUUCCCCUCCCCAGCACAUCCGAUAAGCGCAGCAUGUCGACGUCGUCCGCCGGGUCGGGGCCCCGGUCUAUUUCGCCUACCAUGCAACGCUCGGAGAGCCGAUUGUCGAUUUCAUCGGCGUCUCGCAACGACCGCUCCGCCGACGUGCCGUCGUCACCCGAGGACAAGCGGGAAUCGCGCACGUCUCGGAUACUUCGCCGGAUGUCGUCCAUCACGUCGAACUCCCGCAAGGGCUCGGUCGGUGCCUUGAGUUCCCCGGUGAAGGAGGAAGAGAGCGCCCCCGAAAUUAAGACAUCCGACGCUGCCGUCGAGGCGCCUCAGGCGGUGGAUAUCGGCGAGGUCAACGUGCAGUUUCCGGACACCUUACUGUGGAAACGACGUUUCAUUCGAAUUGAUGACAAGGGAUUCUUGGUGCUGACUCCGGGGACCACCGAUUCCAGCAAUCGCAACAUGAUCAAGCGGUAUCACCUGAGCGAAUUCCGCACGCCCUGUCUCCCGGACGAGGACUGUCAGGAACUCCCCAACAGUAUCCUGCUGGAUUUCCUGGAUGGAAGGACCCUCCAAUGUGCCUGCGAAUCAAGACAGGGCCAGGCCUUUGUCCUUCAAAGUAAGUCUUUACCCCUUUGUCCCACCCAAAUCGCCUGAACGAGAGAUGGCUGACUGUACUUCUAGCUCUUGUCGGGGCUCACACUACUUAUCAAUCGGCUGUUGCGUAAAACACCACAUACAACAUUCUUUUCUAAGUUUCCAUCUUUUUCUCCUAUUGACUCCUUAUCUUGCUUCUGGUCUUCUCUCUUGCCAUCCAUCUCCCUUCGUUCCAUCCUCUCAUUCUCUUCCCUUCUAUCUAAUUUCCCUCUCUGUUUUCAGCGGUAUACCCCUCUAAAAACGAUUUCCUUUGUAUCCGGGUGUCCCCAUCGCGGCCCUUCUGUCUCUGCCCCCUGGCGGGCCUUGCAUUCUUCUCUUCUCUGGAUGACGCAUCCUAGCGACCAGUCCUGGCUGGAAGUCCGGGUCUUCUCGAUCCACGCAGAUCAAUUCAUUUUCUUUCUUCUUUCUUCUCUCUUUUUUUUUUAUCUUCUGGGUUGUAUUCAUCGGUGGCGUGAUAGAUCCACUUCUAGGGCCUAGACUUUGUUCGUCAUGGUUUUGGUGUUGGUGAUGAUUUCCGGGGGCUCUGUAUCUGGCACUGGAGUCUUGUGUGUUUUUGUCUGUGUGCUUGGAUUGGGAUUGUAUGUAUAUACUACGCAAGUCGAUCAUUUCCCGAAGCGUG